AUGUCGUCCACCUCAUCCCCCUCCACACCCGCCAAGCACAAGCGUCGUUCCACGCACCUCCUAGCCAACCUACCCCAAGCCGAACCAGCCGACGUGCAACAAGACGAUCUCUUCUCCGGCAUCGCUUCCUCCUCCCGUGCUUUCGAUACCGAACGAGGCGUCAAACCCCAAAUGGUAGUCGCAGGCGGAGAAAUAGCUUCCCCUGUCUCUGAUAUGAGAUCUACAGUGCGCAAGGCAGAGAUGAUGGAUGAAGAUAUGGAUGCUGAUGAGAUGCAACCCGACACUCCUCGUAAAGUCAGCAAGAUCGGAGGUGAGAUGAAAAAUGUCAAGCCUGAUACUGCUGCUCUUGUGCAGCCGACUACGCCGAAGAAAGGUAGACCAUCUAAAGCAAUCGCUUUGUCAAGCAAGGACGUGUUGAAGACUCCGACGAAGAAGGAACCUGGUAGUGGUCCGAAUACUCCUAGGACUCCUGAACAUGCUCCUCUUGCUUCUACUUGGUCACCCGACCGCUGGAACGAUCUCAACUUUGCCAUUCUCAAGGUCGUACACGAACACGCAUCCGAAAUCUACGACGCAAGCCCAAGCCUCCUUCCUUGGAAAGUCAAGGGUCGUUUGCUCGUAAAGCUCCGACAACUUUUGAAGGAAGCCUCGGGCGGCGAUGUAGCAAGCAAGCGUUGGGAUACCGAGCUCAAGCCGUUGCGCACUAAGGGUGGAUCGCCGAAAAGGCAGCCUCAGCAGUGA
Molecule: messenger RNA, 741 nt
Organism: Ustilago hordei
Lineage: Eukaryota; Fungi; Basidiomycota; Ustilaginomycetes; Ustilaginales; Ustilaginaceae
Exons: 4
Coding region: 1-741 (246 amino acids)
Source: RefSeq, a predicted model, not a curated record